AUGUCUAAUUUACGCUUUGAUAACCAAGCUGUCGUGGUGACCGGCGCUGGUGGCGGCUUAGGGAAGGCAUAUGCUGUCUUCUUCGCGUCGCGAGGGGCGAAUGUUGUGGUGAACGAUUUGGGUGGCUCCCACAAAGGGGAAGGCCACUCGGCAAAGGCUGCAGAUGUCGUUGUCAACGAGAUCAAAGCUGCAGGGGGCAAGGCGGUUGCAAACUACGACAGCGUCGAGAAUGGCGACGCCAUCAUCGAAACCGCGAUCAAGAACUUCGGCCGAAUCGAUAUUCUCAUCAACAAUGCCGGUAUCCUGCGGGAUGUAAGCUUCAAGAACAUGAAGGAUGCGGAUUGGGACCUGAUCAACUCGGUCCACACAUACGGCGCCUACAAGUGUGCAAGAGCUGCAUGGCCUUACUUCCGUAAACAGAAGUUCGGACGCAUCAUCAACACAGCCUCCGCAGCCGGGCUGUUCGGAAACUUCGGGCAGACCAACUACUCCGCUGCGAAGCUUGGCCAGGUUGGGUUCACAGAGACCCUUGCCAAGGAAGGCGUCAAGUAUAACAUCAUCGCAAACGUCAUUGCGCCUAUUGCUGCCAGCAGAAUGACUGCAACCGUGAUGCCUCCUGAUAUCCUAGAGCACCUGAAGCCUGAAUGGAUUGUGCCUUUAGUGGCAGUGCUGGUUCACUCAUCGAACACCACCGAAACUGGUGGUAUUUACGAGGUUGGCGGUGGCCAUGUUUCCAAGCUGCGUUGGGAGCGCUCCAAGGGCGCUCUUUUGAAGCCCGAUGCCUCGCUGACCCCCGGUGCUAUUGCCCGCAAAUGGGAGGACGUCUAUGACUUCUCCCAGCCUGAAUACCCUACUGGAACUGCGAAUUUCAUGAGCUUGCUCGAGCAUAGUUUGAAAUUGGGCCCUGCUCCUGCUGGCGAGGAACCUGAUUUCAAGGGCAAGGUCGCUCUUGUCACCGGUGGUGGAAAUGGACUUGGCCGGGCUUACUGUCUGUUGUUCGCUAAAUAUGGAGCUUCGGUUGUCGUCAAUGACUUGGUUGACCCUGAACCUGUCGUUCAAGAAAUCAAGAAGAUGGGCGGUCAGGCCGUUGGAAACAAGGCCUCCUGCGAGGACGGUGACGCGGUCAUCAAGUCUGCGAUUGACGCUUUUGGCCGCAUUGAUAUCCUUGUCAAUAAUGCUGGCAUUCUCCGGGACAAGGCUUUCACCAAUAUGGAUGACAACCUCUGGAAUCCAGUUAUCAACGUUCACUUGCGCGGCACCUACAAGGUAACCAAGGCUGCUUGGCCAUACUUCUUGAAGCAGAAGUACGGCCGCGUGGUGAAUACUGCCAGUACCAGCGGCAUCUACGGCAACUUUGGACAGGCUAAUUAUGCCGCAGCUAAACUAGGUAUUCUGGGAUUUUCUCGUGCCCUUGCCCUUGAGGGUGCCAAAUACAAUAUCAAAGUUAAUACCAUUGCUCCCAAUGCCGGCACGAACAUGACCCGCACCAUCAUGCCCGAGGAGAUGGUCCAGGCCUUCAAGCCCGACUACGUCGCUCCUCUUGUUGCCCUUCUCUGCUCGGACAUGGCUCCUGAGCCUUCUACCAAGGGUCUCUACGAGUGCGGUAGCGGGUGGUUUUCUUGCACCCGCUGGCAGCGUUCUGGCGGCCAUGGGUUCCCCGUUGACGAGACGCUGACUCCGGAAGCCAUCGUUUCCGAGUGGAAAAAGAUUGUUGAUUUUGACGAUGGCCGCGCAGAUCAUCCCGAAGAUACGCAAGCCGGCUCUGAGCGAAUCAUGGCCAAUAUGUCCAACCGCCGUGAUGGUGGCGAGGAAGCCAGCGGUGACGCUGCCAUCCUGCAGGCCAUCGAGAAGUGCAAGACAUUGACGACCGAUGGUACUCCCUUUGAUUAUACCGAUCGGGAUGUCAUCCUAUACAACCUUAGCGUCGGUGCCAAGCGGACCGACUUGCCUCUGGUCUACGAGCACAACGACCACUUCCAGGCCCUGCCCACAUACGGAGUGAUCCCCUGGUUUAAUACGGAGACUCCGUGGACCUUUGACCAGAUCGUCAAGGACUUUUCCCCUAUGAUGUUACUCCACGGCGAGCAGUAUCUGGAGAUCCGCAAGUUCCCUAUCCCCAUCGAGGCCAAGACCCGGACAUUCCCCAAGCUCAUCGAUGUGAUCGACAAGGGCAACGCCGCCGUCGCUAUUGCGGGUUAUACCACCAAGAACGCCGAGACGGGCGAGGACCUCUUCUACAACGAGUCGACGAUCUUCAUUAGGGGCAGUGGCGGGUUCGGCGGGUCCUCGAAGCCGACUGCCUCUCGCCCACGGGCGGCCGUCGCUGCCUACAAGCCUCCCCAGCGCCAGCCCGACGCGGUUGCCGAAAAGAAGACUUCCGACGACCAGGCGGCUCUUUACCGUCUCAACGGGGAUCGCAACCCGCUGCACAUCGAUCCGGAGCUCAGUAAGAUGGGAGGGUUCAAGGUCCCCAUCCUCCACGGCCUCUGCUCGCUGGGUAUCUCCGGCAAGCAUGUUUUCGAUAAAUACGGCCCGUUCAAGAACCUCAAGGUCCGAUUUGCCGGCGUGGUUCUCCCUGGUCAGACUCUCCGGACGGAAAUGUGGAAGGAAGGAAACACCAUCAUCUUCCAGACCACCGUCGUGGAAACGGGCAAACCCGCCAUAACCGGCGCCGGGGCCGAACUACUAGAGGGCGCAAAGGCGAAAUUGUAG
Messenger RNA from Penicilliopsis zonata CBS 506.65, 2712 nucleotides. RefSeq lists its product as hypothetical. Gene Ontology annotation, molecular function: oxidoreductase activity. The record is from RefSeq and is a predicted model, not a curated record. The transcript is spliced from 6 exons. Bases 1 to 2712 code for a protein of 903 amino acids. Lineage: Eukaryota; Fungi; Ascomycota; Eurotiomycetes; Eurotiales; Aspergillaceae.